UUAAACACAACCUGACUUUCAUUCCAGCUUGAAUGAUGGCGGGCUGUACUAGGGCGUGCCGUCUGAAGAUUGAAAUGCUGUUUACUUUUAUAUCGUGUUUUGUAUUCAUCAGCAUUCAAGGUGUUGCAUCCAAAGACUGUGACAUUCCAUUUGUUGUGAGAGGAACAUGGUUUUACCGAGAGAAUGGUGAAUACUUCACUACUGAAAUCAAUGGGGAUUCCAUGACUGGAAGAGGAAAUUGUCUUUCUUCCCAUCAUUCACAUCAUGUCAACUACACAUUUGUCUUUUAUGAUGUACAAACAACUUGUUAUCAUUGUGUCAAAUUUUUUGUCAGAACAGUCAACAUCCUUGACAAAAUUGAAUCUGGAUGCAAAACACUCAGGGACAAAUCUCCAUCUUUGAAUUCAAUAUGUGAAGGAAUCAAUCCUGAUCAGCAGCUCAUUACACUCUAUGCUGAAAAUUUUGUGCCAGUCAAUUGCAGAUCAGGUUUAGAAGGUGUCUGGCAAUUUGCAUAUCAAAAUCGAUUCCGUUUUACUGGAGAAUGCAAUCAUCCUGGCAAUGUUAUUCAGUCUUGCCAGACACCUGGAUCCCAGUUCUUGAUUACUAAUCAGAAGUUCACCAUAAGCUACAGGAAAUGUGAUGGGAUGAGUGAAUCUUUGGAUGGGACUGUUGAAUUUAGCUGUUUAGGAGAUUGGUUUGUUGGAAAAAAUCAUUAUUUUGCUGUAGCCAAUACUAAGGAAUCACGAAAGGAUGAGAAAUUCCGUUGCUUUUUGAAAAAUCGUGACGAUGACGAAUAUAUGGGGAAAUCUAUCACACCAGAAUGUAAUACUUUAAAAUCACCUGAAGACAGUCCUGAGCGUUAUCGCAUGACUCCUGUCAAAUCGGAAACUGUUACUCCCGGUUGUAAUCUUCCUUUAAAUUUUUCCGGACAUUGGAUCAACACGGCCAAUAUUGACGCUGAUGUUUAUAUUAAUCAAACUCACAUUGUGGAGACAUGGCACCCAGAUAUCGGAAGGUCUCGUAAAACCGUGUACGUCUGCAAAGAGUCACGUGAUUCAAGGAUUCUUCUUACUCGUCUCAACGUGGAUGGAUGUCAAAAAGACUACAUCUGCUUCGACAUCGUACCUCGACACCAUAACAUUAUCCGAUAUCGAAAAGGACUUGCCAUGAUUAAAGAUGACUUUCACACUGUCUGCUCUUGGACACAAUUUCCUGCUAAGAAUGCCUGGAAAUAUGAUCUAUUAUUAGCCAAAGAGCCGGUGCCUAUUCGCUGUCCCGUGGCUGGCAUGUUCCGUUUUCAGCAAAAUGGCGACAUCAAGUUUAAGACCCGUAUUUUAGGCGGAGUAACGGAUUCCCCUCGUCCGGAAAUCCACUGCAUGGACUCGGUGUCCUCGUUUCAAGUCUGUGAUUCUGGACAGAAAGAGAUGGUUAUUGAUGCAGAAUUUUGCCUCUCCACCGACACUUAUGGACGCCCUGUUGACAUCUAUAGUGACCCGGAUUACAAGCUAAAGUGUAUCGGGUUUUGGAAGGAGAAUCUUCGUUCAUAUCUUAUCACCUACGACGAGCUUGAUGCAUUCAGCCGUUACAGAUGCUGGGUAUACCAGCGGGCUGACUUGACCAAAAUCUACAUGUCUCAGGCGCUAGGCCCGUACUGUCCUCUCAAUCAAGAUGUGACGAGUUGGAACUAUACAGAAGGAGCGGCUGUUCACCUAAACAUGGAGGAAUACGAGCGAGAACGUGAUCAAUGCCCAAUGAAUUUCGAUGAUGGUGAAAACCCGUGGAGCACGUCUGAAUCAUAUAUUCAGACGUUCAGUUUUAGAGCUAGUGCAGACUACAUACGAAUCUCAUUAACAGCCAUUUUAUUACCACUGACUUUACUUUUUGUCUUUCAGCAUUAGAUUUUUGCAUAAGUGUUUGAAUGUGAAUGAGUGAUUGUUGCCGGGGGUGAUGCACACCGGAGCCGGUUUGUUUUAUUUCCAUCGUAUUUUAGUAUAUAGAAUUUCAUGAUGUGCAACACGGAUUAGGUGACAUCGCAACUUGAUUCCGUCCGUUUUACUCCGUCCGCGUGAAGUUUUUGAUCGGUUAACAUGCAAUCUCACCAUGAAUCAUUAUUUUAUGUUGUAGCAUGACUGCAUUAAUUGAAUACACUUUCCUUCCUUUUUUACAAAA
Molecule: messenger RNA, 2169 nt
Organism: Daphnia carinata
Lineage: Eukaryota; Metazoa; Arthropoda; Branchiopoda; Diplostraca; Daphniidae
Gene: udt
Exons: 9
Coding region: 33-1898 (621 amino acids)
Source: RefSeq, a predicted model, not a curated record